CUAGGGUCGAGCAUCCCUAAGGCCGCCAUAUUGUUCUUACUUGUCAGAUUUCGUUUAUCGUUGUCGUGGUAUUUUAGUUCGAUUUUUGGUAAAACUGCAUAAUUAAUUAAGACCCAACGUAAAAUAGUGCAUUCCUGCUAAGUAAAUACAUUUAAUUGCGUGCAGAAUGGAUAAGGAAUUUGAUUGAUAAAGAAAUUGGGCGUAACUGUGACGCAUGACAUGACAGUACGUAUGCAUCUUUGAAGUGUUUACGCGGGCAAAUUUGAUUGUAUCAAGAUGUUGGGAAAGAGGAUGCAUCACAACAGCAAAGGCAGGCUGGCGAGCAAGGGUCACGAUGGCGGGAAGCCUUCGAGUCCGGGAAUUUCGCCUUACAAUAAGCCUGCAAAAAUACCAGGAUCUGUUUCUGCUGGUAAAAUCAAGGUUGAAACUUGUCCAAUACCGUAUACUAAAAUUCAAGAUAAUGCCGUGCAUCUUCCAAGGUUUACGGCGAUCGCUGCGCGCUCCUCGGACGAGCCGAUCGGGAUGGACGAGCUGGAUGCCCUGCAGCUGGAGCUGGAGUCCCUGCUGUGCAACACUGCCUUACGAAUACGCUAUUUUCAAUCAGAAAUCGACAGCAUUGAUACCAACGAAUCUAAGAGAGAAAAGAAGGGUAAAGCUGCUGGUAAACAAUUACAGUACCCUGUCAAAAGAAAAUUCAUGGAAGACAACAAAUUAGUGAAGACCAAAGAUUACACAAAAUUAUCCAACCAACCAAAAGUACCUAAGUUUAAAAACUUCUCAAAUACCUCCGGAGCUUCACACAGCUAUCCAAAUGAUCCAUUAAAUUCUGACAAUUCUGUGAAGUUGGAAAUGUCACAGUUUGCAUUGCCAAAGAAUAACAUUCCAUACAAAUUCUGGAAUUCUGUAGAACCUUAUUGUGCUCCAAUCACACUGGAUGAUAUAAAAUUUUUGGAAUCCUUAUUGGCACAGAGCAGUAACACGACCCUCCCACCUAUACCUCCACUAGGGAGACAUUACUCGGAGGUGUGGGCUGAUGAACAUCUGACCGAGGACCAAAAUGCCUCAAGCCUCAACAGACAUAAAUCUGGGAUGUCUCCUGAUGCAUCGAGCAUUCGUAAAAAGUUGGACAAUAAAUCAAAUGAAAACAUGAUUACAGGUCCACUGACUCAAAGACUUGUCUCAGCACUGAUGGAAGAAAAUGUGAUGCCUUAUGAAGUACCUGACAUAAAUGUUAAACAAAUCCCUAACACUAAGAAUAGUUACAAGAACUCACUAACAUUAGAGAAAUGUUUGAGGAAGGAAUUGGUGGAGCAAGGGAUUUUAGACCCAGAAGACUUGCCACCUCUUACAAACCCUGCAGAUGAUGAAAUUCUAGCAGAAAUAAAGAAGUGCCAGACUGAAUUGACUGCAGUUAGAAAAGAUAACUGCCGCAAUCUUAAAAACCUCAUUGGACUGUGUAAGCAAGAGAUGAUUAGACUCAACUUGAAGAAACAGCUAGAUCAAGUUGAUAUGGAAUGUAUUGAUAUUUACAAAAAGAUGGUAGCAGCUAAGCAGAAAAAGAGACCAAUUACUAAGAAAGAGAAGGAAGAUGCUUGGAGAGCAAUUAAUGAACAAAUCAGGCUAAACAAGGAGAUAAAUGCUUUGCCAUUGACGGGCCCUAAUACAAGCUAAGAAUAUAAACACAAUUGUAAAAUACUUUACAAUUUUAUCUUUUAAUAGUAAAUCAUCUACAAAUAUUGUAACAAUAACAAUGUUACUUCAUGUACUUUUUUUGUUAUUAUUGGCUACAUUAUUUAUCUAAGGUUAAAAUUAUAUUAGAAUGGCUGUAAUAUUAUAUUCUACAAUAAUUUGUAAACUGCUGUACAAGUGGUAAUCU
This is a messenger RNA of Ostrinia furnacalis (Asian corn borer), 1876 nucleotides long. It is a transcript of the gene Ada3, whose product is annotated as transcriptional adaptor 3. Gene Ontology annotation, cellular component: SAGA complex. The transcript has a single exon. The record is from RefSeq and is a predicted model, not a curated record. Gene Ontology annotation, biological process: regulation of transcription by RNA polymerase II. Lineage: Eukaryota; Metazoa; Arthropoda; Insecta; Lepidoptera; Crambidae. The coding region runs from base 277 to 1671 and encodes 464 amino acids. Gene Ontology annotation, molecular function: transcription coactivator activity.